AUGGUAGUCGCAACCAAAUCUACAAGUUAUGGUCGUGUCUCAAUGGCAGCAGGUUCUUCUGGUCCUCAACUACAACUUGGUACAUGUGCAAUUGUGUUGCUAGCACACUUUGUCACAAUAGCCAACAGUGCUGAUAUAUUCUUUGAUUGGCACGUUUCUGUUGACUUCAAUUUAAAGCCAGUGUCUACUGAUCAACCGGUUAUAACAAUCAAUGGCAUGUUCCCUGGACCCCUUAUAAAUGCAACAACAGAUGAUAAUAUUAAUGUCAAUGUUUUCAAUGGUUUGGAUGAACCCCUGUUGUUUACAUGGAAUGGCAUACACCAAAGGCUAAAUUCAUGGCAAGAUGGAGUGUCUGGUACAAACUGCCCCAUCCAACCUGGCAGGAGCUGGACUUAUGUUUUCCAAACCAAAGAUCAGAUUGGCACAUUCUUCUACUUCCCUUCCAUCAAUUUCCUCAAAGCUGGUGGAGGGUAUGGUCCAAUUCGAGUCAACAAUCGCCCUGUGAUAAGUGUUCCUUUUCCAAAACCUGAAGCAGAAUUUGAUCUUUUAAUUGGUGACUGGUACAAUAGUAGCUACAAGGAUAUUAGGUCCAGAUUGGAUACAGCAGAUAUUCUUUCCCCUAAUUGGAUGCUAAUAAAUGGCAAAGGACGAUAUAUGAACAAUUUAUCUAAACCAUAUGAGACCUUUAAUGUUACACAAGGUAAAACAUAUUUGCUUAGGAUAUCAAACGUAGGAACAGCUUGGAGCUUCAAUUUCAGGAUUCAAAAUCAUCGAAUGGUUUUGGUUGAAACUGAAGGAUCUUAUGUCAAUCAAAUACAGUUGGAGUCUCUUGAUGUUCAUGUAGGCCAAUCCUACUCAGUUCUUGUCACAGCAAACCAAAAUGCUGCUGAUUAUUACAUAGUGGCCUCUCCUAAAAUGAGUCAUGACACAGAUAUGAACACUCUUGUCGGCGUUGCUGUGCUUCAUUACGAUAACUCUACCACACGGGCUAAUGGGUCUCUCCCACGUGGUCCAGAUCCAUUUGAUCUGCAUUUUUCCAUCAACCAAGCAAAGUCCAUUAGGUGGAACCUGACCACUGCAGCUGCAAGGCCUAAUCCUCAGGGAACGUUUAAUGUAACAAAUGUGACAAUAUUUGAGACUUUCAUUCUACAGACAUCAAAAGCAACGAUUGAUCGGUUAUCUCGUUACACUGUCAACAAUGUCUCCUACUUGACCCCAGAUACACCACUGAAGCUAGCUGAUUACUUUUCCAAUGGAUCUGGAGUAUAUCAACUUGAUGCUUAUUCUAAGAACUCUUCAAAUAUUAACGCCGUUCGUGGAGUUUUUGUAGCAAGUGCAUUACAUAAAGGGUGGACGGAGAUAGUACUUAAUAACACUUUAGACUCCAUUGAUGCUUGGCAUUUGGAUGGAUAUAGCUUCUUUGUUGUUGGAUUGGGGGAAGGAGAAUGGACACCAGAAUCACGGUCAAAAUAUAACCUUUUUGAUCCUGUAGCUCGUUCCACUGUGCAAGUGUACCCGAGAGGGUGGAGUGCAGUGUAUGUGUACCCUGACAACCCAGGAAUGUGGAACUUGAGAUCACAGAACUUGAAAAAGUGGUAUUUAGGUGAGGAACUCUAUGUGAGGGUUUAUGAUCCUGAUCCCAACCCUGCAAAAGAAAGGCCACCUCCACAGAAUCUCCUUCUAUGUGGUUAG
This is a messenger RNA of Abrus precatorius (Indian licorice), 1692 nucleotides long. RefSeq names its product monocopper oxidase-like protein SKU5. Lineage: Eukaryota; Viridiplantae; Streptophyta; Magnoliopsida; Fabales; Fabaceae. Gene Ontology annotation, molecular function: oxidoreductase activity; copper ion binding. The transcript has 7 exons. The coding region runs from base 1 to 1692 and encodes 563 amino acids. The record is from RefSeq and is a predicted model, not a curated record.